CCACAACAUCCGUCCGGAUUAUGCUUGUGAUUCUACAGCUUUUAGCAAGAUUUAGACUUCUUGUCGUAUCAGUCUAGCCAACAAUCUUCACAUGCAAAAGCCGAACGGGCAAGACAAGUCGCGUUCCAAACACGACAACGCGUCACCCUCCACGGAUGAUUUCUUGUGCGGCUAGGAAGAUGCAUCGCUGCCUGCCGCUACGACGACAACAUUGAGCACGCGAAUCCAGGUCCAAGCAAAAAUGAGCUGGCGGUCAUGGCGACUCGGAAGCUCCGCGAGACAGAUUGGCACACCAGACCAGGGUGGCCUGCUGCAAGCCAGCCAAGUGCCGAUGUUGGAACUUGGCAUAAUACCAGACUAGGGUAUUAGGGUAAAACUAUAAAGGUUCGACGAACCGCAUGCUUGCGAUCUGGAGUAUAUGUGCGCAUACUGCCUCAAUGUGGUUUGCGGACUACGAGUACUGACUGACUGAUCCUCAUGUCAAGAUGAUCAAGUCGCAUGAAAACCAGGCGAGGGUCGCUCGAGAAACAUGCCAUCCUUCUUCUCAUCGACCGUAGUAGCUUCUGUAUACGAUCGAGGAUGAACGACAUUCACGACAAGACUUCGCCCAGCAGCCAAAGCUCUAGUCAUCGCUAUGACUCUGGAGUCGGCUUCGCGACUAAUGAUAUCGAAAGCGAACAGUCAGACGUCCUCAAGGAACUGAUUGAAUCUCGCUUGUCCAAAGUUGGGUCCAAUCAACAUGCUCCGAGCAUCAAUAAGGUGUCCACCCUCGACAAACCUCGAGUCUUGCCAUCACCUCGAGAUGUCGCCAAUCAGCUUGAGCUUCUACGAACUGGUGAUUGGAUAGAACGGGAUCUACACAGAUGCCUCGACCGUAGCGGACGAGAGACUUCGCCAGCUUUCUGGACAAGCAGUCCUCCUUGCCUUGCAUCCAGCCACUCAAAACUUCUCGACUUUCACUGUAUACUGUCAGAGCACGGUCUCGAGGGGCUCAUUCGCCUGUCAGAGGAUGUCGAACUUGCCAAAUGCAUUGGGAGUAUCAGCUUUGGGUCAUAUCGAUUGACAAAGCAGGCGUGGGUUGACUUCAAAAAGUGGCAUGAGGAGCUCUGUCCCACGAAGUUUCCACCAUCAGUACUCAAGAAGCAGUACUAUUUUGCUCACAGUUUGGCUCUUCUUCACCUUCUAUCUGAGGCUCUUGCCAACUUCAAAAGGCACAACGAGCAUAUCACAGUCCGUAUCUUCGAUGAGCGGCCGUUGCUUACUGAUGCUGAGUCACGACGCAAAUGCUAUGGCCUUCACUUGUAUGACGAAACCCUUCUUGAACUCUUGCCAGUGGAUUCAGGAUUCACUUUGGAAGUCAUAGCCGUCGCUGUCUGGGAUUCCGAAUAUCCCCUGCGAAGAUUGAGCCUCCAAUACGGCUUGACUACUCAACGAGGGGGAACAAGAAUGACAGAUAUUCAAGAAGUGCUUAGGUUGAACUGCUUUGAGAACAAAGGCUCAAUCUUCUUUGGAUGAAAGUUGUGGAUCGGAACAAAGGCAGGCCGGUAGGCAAUCGAUGCAGGCUCUAUGAGAUGAUUCAAACACUGUCUCGACCGAAGCCUGCAUGAAAAAAUCAGGGCAAUAUCGGGUUUUCGAUGGACACAGCUUGUACAACCAUCAACUUGUUUCGCAACUACUGCAACACAUCCAACAUGCUUGUCGACUCCUAUCAAGACCUUCUAUCGCCGUGCUAUCAUAUGCAACCACU
This is a messenger RNA of Aureobasidium pullulans EXF-150, 1747 nucleotides long. RefSeq lists its product as uncharacterized. The transcript has a single exon. Lineage: Eukaryota; Fungi; Ascomycota; Dothideomycetes; Dothideales; Saccotheciaceae. The coding region runs from base 499 to 1515 and encodes 338 amino acids. The record is from RefSeq and is a predicted model, not a curated record.